Molecule: messenger RNA, 1198 nt
Organism: Protopterus annectens (West African lungfish)
Lineage: Eukaryota; Metazoa; Chordata; Ceratodontiformes; Protopteridae
Gene: ADPGK
Product: ADP dependent glucokinase
Exons: 4
Coding region: 114-1193 (359 amino acids)
Biological process (GO): glucose metabolic process
Cellular component (GO): endoplasmic reticulum
Molecular function (GO): ADP-specific glucokinase activity
Source: RefSeq, a predicted model, not a curated record
UUUUACUCUUUGUAAUUCUUUCUGCCGGUGUUGCUGCUUUUAUUUUUACAACUGUUUCCUAUGUUUUAUUGACGUAUUUUUUUAAAUAUUUAUUUCUACAGUUACUUUUGAAAAUGUGGUACAGAACGGUAAUUGUGGGAAUCGUAGCUGUAAGUGUGGGAUUUUGGUACAACUCCCGCCCGGAGCUUCCUGAAACGGUACUGCAAUAUCUGUCAAACUCCUUGUCAAUGUUGCAGCCACCGGGGUCUCCCGAGCGUUCCGUCGAGCAGACCCUGGCUAGUGCAUGGGACACACUCAUCACGGUCCCGGUCCGCCAGUGGAGAAGGGUCGCUGUCGGGGUGAAUGCAUGUGUGGAUAUUGUGCUGUCUGGGAUUGGGUUAUUGCAGGCUCUGGCACUGGAGCCAAGUGGAGGACAGGAUUAUGAAAUCCUUCGCACAAAAGAGGAUCUGAAGCAAACCUUUGUUUUCUUCUUGGAAAAGGGGGUGGCAGCUGAACGGUUCUACAGUGAUAAAGUGACUUUCCAGCAGAUUGCCAGAGCAGCUUCCGAAUACCCUGGAGCACAGCACUUUGUGGGUGGAAAUGCUGCUUUGAUUGGCCAGAAGUUAGCCAGAAACCCAAACCUGACGCAGGUAUUUCCUGUGGUUCAUUCCAUUGGGCUUAAUGAACAAGAGCUGCUAUUCAUCAGCAAGUCUGUAUCUGGUCCUCAUUUAAGUCUGCUCUCUAGGGAUGGUGUCCCAGAUGUUGGUGUGGUAAGUGACAUCAUAUUUUGGAUCCUGAAAGAGUUUGGAAAAACAGACUCAAAAAGCAGAUCCAACUUGACUCGCAUCCACUUUCACACUCUAGCCUACCAUAUUCUGGCCACUGUAGGAGGAUUUUGGGAAAACCAAGUCUCGUCUGUUGCUGCUGGUGCAAGAGUUGCUGGAACCAAAGCUUGUGGCACAGAUAGUAUUGACAGCAAAAGGGUAUUUCUGAAAGCUCCAUUGGAGUUCAGCACUUCUAAGACUGCAGAAUCCACUUGCAUAUCUCUGAAUCUGUCAAGGCCUGUAGCAGAGUGGCAUAGAGAUGACAUUUAUUUUUACUUCACACCUGUAUUAAUAUGUAGGGAUCCGUUACGGACUGUAGGCCUUGGAGAUGCUAUUUCAGCAGAAGGACUGCUAUAUUCAUCGGUAAUACAAGAUAAAUUUAUUUUAUGAAUCAC